AUGGAUUCGGAAAAGAGCGGCAUGUUGCCGCCGUACAGCGCCGCGGACCUCCCGCCACCUUCGGGCCCCCGGCACUCUCAUCACCACAAACGAUGGCUUCGACCCAGACGCAGCAUGAAGCUCAUCGUGGGAUGUCUGGCGUUCAUCGCCUUUGCUCAAUGGAAACAGAUCUCAAUACUGCCUUCCCACGAGCCAGCCUCCUCCCUCUCUGCGGAGCGUCUGCAGCAGGACUUGGCGACCUGUGCGAAAUUGCGACACAAGCCACAGGAUCCAAUUGGUCUCGGUCGAGAGAAGAACGCUCGUUUUGUCGACGGCCAGCGCCCGACGCUCAUCCGUAAUGCCACAAUCUGGGUUGGCGAGGCCGUUGAGGGAACAUCUCUAGAAGAUGCGCGUGCCGGCAAAGGGUACUCGUGGAUCACUGCCGACGUCCUCAUCGACUACGGCCUGAUCCAAAAGGUCGAAGCCGACAUCUCCCUCAACUCCCUUCCUAAGGAUACCCAGAUUUGGGACGCCAAGGGCCGCCAACUGACCAGCGGUAUUAUUGACAUGCACUCCCACGCCGGUGUUGGUGCCCUACCCGAGCUCGUCGGCAACCAAGAUGUGAAUGAGAUGUCCAACGACAUUACUCCCUACGUUCGUUCAAUCGAUGGACUCAACCCCCUCGACCCACAGAUCCAGGUCAUCAAGUCUGGAGGUGUAACUACCUCGCUGGUUCUGCCGGGCUCUGGCAAUAACAUGGGAGGCGAGGCCUUUGUCAUUAAACAUGCCGUUGGCAAGCACGAUGGCCGCACCGAGCUUUCUGCCGAGGAUAUGCUGGCGGACCCGGAUCGCAACUGGCGGUACAUGAAGAUGGCAUGCGGAGAGAACGCGAAGCGCGUGUACGGAAAGGUCGGGCACAGCCCGUUCUCCCGUCUCGGCGAGAGCUGGGAGUUCCGCCAUGCCUUCGAGCAGGCAGCAAAGCUUGUUCAAGAGCAGGACGACUGGUGUGCGGCAGCCGACAAAUUUGGAGUCGAGAGUCAGUCAUCCUACUUGCCUCAGGACCUCAAAUGGGAGAGUCUCAGUGCUGCCCUACGUGGUCAAGUGCACAUCAAUACUCACUGCUACACAAUUCCGGAUCUGGAAGCAUUCGUCGACCACACCAACGAGUUCAAGUUCCCUGUGCGGGCUUUCCACCACGCCCAUCAAACCUUCCUGGUUCCCGAGAUCCUGAAGCGCGUCUGGGGUGGGCGUCCUCCUGCUUCUGCGCUGUUUGCCGACAACAUGUACUACAAGUCCGAGUCGUACAUUGGCUCCGAGUACGCCGGCAAGAUCCUUUGGGAGAACGGGCUUACCCCCGUGUACGUCAGUGACAACCCAGUCUUGAACGCCCAGCAUGUCCUCUUCGAGGCCGCCAAGGCUUACAGAUACGGCCUUCCUUACCAUGCAGCUCUGUCCGGUGUGACAUCUGCGCCUGCCGAGUUGUUGGGCUUGGGCCAGCGAAUUGGCAAGAUCAAGCCCGGAUUCGAUGCCGACAUUGCUGUGUGGGACAGCGAUCCUCUGAGUGUUGGUGCCGCGCCUGUGCAAGUGUGGAUUGAUGGAGCUGCCCAAUUUUCUGAUCCUUUUGAGCUCAAUAAGCCUCUUGACGGCCCUAUUUCUCCCGACCCCAAGCUGGCCAAUACUACCGAGGACACCACCGAUCUCAAGGAGGUCGUUUUCACUGGCAUUUCCAACGUUUGGCUGUCGGGCGAGGAGGCCAGCACAGCCAACAGCGAGACGGUGAACGUUGUCUUCUCAAACGGCGAUAUCAAGUGCAUCGGCGCCUGCACCGAGGAGGUUGCAGCUGCCAAGUCCUCGUCUAAGAAGAUCAUUGACCUGAAGAAUGGCCACAUCACCGAGACUUUCACUGCAUUCGGUUCUCUCAUUGGCCUCAACGAGAUUGACAACGAGGCGGACACGGACAACGGCCGCAACCCCACUGGGUUCAGUCGUGGUCUUGACGGCCUUGUUCUCGACAACAAGAAGCUGCACAUAGCUAAGAAGUACGGCGUCACCAAGGCAAUUUCGGCGCCCAAGUUCACAGGUGGAUUGACGCACUCUGGAACCAGUGUUGGUUUCAACACUGAUGCCAAGCACUCGCUCGAGAAGGGCGCUGUUUGGGCCGAGGACGUUGCCGUUCAUCGUACAUUGACUCUCGCUGCGAAGAGAGGCGACAACCCGUCGAUCUCUGAUGCCAUUGGCAAGCUCCGACACACCCUCUUGGAGGCAGUUGCGACCAACGACACCGGAUCGGAUCCUUUCUCAGAGGCGGCCUACCUCAAGAAGGUGGUCAAUGGAGAGCUGCCCUUGGUCCUGACAGUUCAUAGUGCGGACACCAUUGUCGCCGCUCUCAGAGUCAAGGCCACAGUGGAGGAGGCCUUGGCUGCAAAGAGCCAGUCCAAGGAGUCUCCCAAGCUCCGUGUCUCCAUCAUUGGAGGCGCUGAGUCUCAUCUCGUCGCUUCAGAGCUAGCCAACGCCGGUGUUGGCGUGCUUCUUGCACCUUUCCAGUCCUACUCAUACACCUGGGAUCAAAGACGUUCUCUGACCGGCGCUCCUCUCACGAACGGUACCGCCAUUGACACUCUCCUAGACGCUGGUGUCGUCACUGCCAUUGGAUUAGAGGAGGAUUGGUUAAUCCGUGACUUGGGACUGCUCGCCGGCAUUGCGCAGAAGAACGGGAAUGGUCGGUUGAGCGAGAAGAAGGCGUUGGAUCUGGUUUCCUCCAACGUCUACAAGAUUCUCGGCAUUGAAGCGUCGCAGUCGAAGAAGGCUCGCCACUUUGCGGUGUACGAGGGCAGCCCGCUUGAGAUUGGAGGCAGAAUCCGUGCUGUCGGCAGUGGCCGUGAAACCGUGUCUGUUUUCGUAACUCUACGAUUUCCAAAAGUCAACUGGAUCAACAGACGAAAACUUAGAACAUCAUCAUCUACAAUGACGCGCGCUGCAGCGAUUUGCGUCGCGCACGGCGGAGGUCCUAUGCCUGUCCUUGGUGACCCUGGCCACGCUUCCAUCACCGCAUCACUCCAGAAACGCGUGCCCAAGAUUUUGAAGCUCAACACACCAGACGCACCCAGAGCCGUCGUGGUUGUAACGGCACAUUGGUCAGAAGGCGCACCAACAAUCUCAUCAGGGGAUCGCCAUGACCUGUACUACGAUUACGGCGGCUUUCCGCGGGAGGCAUACUCACUCAAAUAUCCCGCCCCGGGAUCGCGAAGUAUCGCAAAUGAGUUGAAGCAGGCUCUCGAGAAAGAAGGUCUCUCACCGGUAAUGAAUUCACGUCGUGGUUGGGAUCAUGGCGUCUUCAUUCCACUCCUCCUCAUUCACCCAGCCGCCGACAUUCCAGUCAUUCAGCUUUCAGUGUUGGCCUCUGAGGACCCCGAGGAGCACUUCCGCAUGGGUCGGGCCCUGUCAGCUCUGCGCGACACCAACGUCGCCGUCGUUGGCUCUGGCUUUGCUUCGCUUCACAACAUGGGGAAGCUGCGUUCACUUAUGAUGGGAGACCCGUCAACGGCAAAGAGGAUCGGGACGCAGGUCAACGAGUGGAACAAGGAGUUGACGGGUGCCGCACUCCUAGAGAAGCGGGAAGACCGCAUUACGGCGCUGUCAAACUGGCGCAAGUUCUCUCACAGCUACGAAAUGCACCCUCGCUACGGCGCGGAGCAUUUCAUGCCUCUGUUGGUUUGCGCGGGUGCUGCUGACGACGAGGUUGGCCGGGAGUACAAUGACGACUUCCUUGGGGCGGAUAUCAAGACAUACUAUUGGGGAGAUGUACGUGUCUGA
Colletotrichum acutatum is the source of this 3792-nucleotide messenger RNA. RefSeq lists its product as uncharacterized. Bases 1 to 3792 code for a protein of 1263 amino acids. The record is from RefSeq and is a predicted model, not a curated record. The transcript has 5 exons. Gene Ontology annotation, biological process: N-acetylglucosamine catabolic process. Lineage: Eukaryota; Fungi; Ascomycota; Sordariomycetes; Glomerellales; Glomerellaceae. Gene Ontology annotation, molecular function: zinc ion binding; ferrous iron binding; oxidoreductase activity, acting on single donors with incorporation of molecular oxygen.